Molecule: messenger RNA, 3980 nt
Organism: Asterias rubens (European starfish)
Lineage: Eukaryota; Metazoa; Echinodermata; Asteroidea; Forcipulatida; Asteriidae
Product: E3 ubiquitin-protein ligase TRIM71-like
Exons: 5
Coding region: 496-2430 (644 amino acids)
Biological process (GO): positive regulation of DNA-templated transcription
Cellular component (GO): chromatin; nucleoplasm
Molecular function (GO): ubiquitin-protein transferase activity; protein binding; zinc ion binding
Source: RefSeq, a predicted model, not a curated record
AUCGGUGUCGAGUUGGCGAAGGGGUGCACUGCUUUUACGUUUUGAACGUUGGUUAACGACCAUAAUACAUCACUGUUGCCGGCCAUUACCACUUACGAUUCAUCAAAGAGGUUCAAGUGUACGCAGUGAGCAUUAGUCACAUCUACAGCUUGAGAAUCCAUUACUGUUUCCGACAAUCUUCCACUUCCCAUUCAUCAGAGAGGUUCAAGUGUACGCAGUGAGCAUUAGUCACAUCUACAGCAUCAGUCACAUCUACAGCUUGAGAAUCCAUUACUGUUGCCGGCAAUCUUCCACAUCUGAUUCAUCAAAGAGGUUCAAGUGUACGCAGUGAGCAUAAGUCACAUCUACAGCUUGAGAAUCCAUUACUGUUGCCGGCAAUCUUCCACUUCUGAUUCACCAAAGAGGUUCAAGUGUACGCAGUGAGCAUUAGUCACAUCUACAGCUUGAGGUAGGACUUUACUUGCACUAGGGUAACAGGAGCCCAUUCUCAUCAAGAUGGCUGAAGCUGCUUUACACACUGAGACCACUUGCAAGAUUAGACAUGUACACAUCGAAUGCCCAAUCUGCCUGAGUCGGUUCACCGAUCCGAAAAUCCUGGACUGUCUUCACAGCUUCUGCUUAAAAUGUCUUCAGGAACUUAUAGACAAACAGGAUCCGAAGACGGAUCUUAUUAUUUGCCCAAUGUGUAAAAAGCAAACAUCAAUCCCAGAUGAAGGACUGUCGGAUCUUCUUAGCUGCUUUUUCUUGAGCUCGCUUAUUGAUGACGUCAUUAAUCUUGAAGGUUCGAAAGAGGACAUUAACUCUCCUGUCUCGACUUGCGAAGGAUGCGACGAAGGUCUUGAAGCCGUCUCACGGUGUGUUGAUUGUGAUGCAAAUUUUUGCAAAACAUGUCUGGAUAACCACGCGAAGCUAAAAGUCAUCAGGCAUCAUCAAAUAGUUGAUGCGGUCAGCGCGUCAACUGAGCGACCCAAAGACAAGGACAAAACUGAAGCACAAAAGUGCCGGAAACACACUGACCAGGAUCUGCGUUUCUAUUGCGACACGUGUGAAUUACUUGCAUGCCCUGUUUGUGCGGUGUUCGAUCACCGAGCGUCAAACCACAAUCUCUGUGAAAUCAAUGAUUCCAUUCGAUCUUAUCGUCGAGCUGUUGAUGAAACCUUGCAGAAGUUUGAUGAGUGUCGCAAACAAUUCCAAAAAGUUGAUAACUCUAUCAAAUACUCACAGCAAAGAUUACAGCUUAUGGUCGACCAGGCUCUUCGAGAUAUUGUGGCUAAGGAGGAAGAGGAAAUCACUAAGAUAAGAAACUCAUCUCGCCUCCUUCAAGAAACAGUCACCCAAAUCGGUCAAGAAAGAGGUGAGGAAUUUGAGAGCAUACAGAGCAGCAAUCACGAUAAGAUGAGCCGUGCAGAGCAGAUCGUAGCUUCAGUCAAUGACUUGAUGCAACAUGCUGAUAACUUUGAGCUGCUGGACCUCAAGCCAAAAGUUAUGCACAACUUAGACUUCCACAAAGAGCUUCAGUUUCAAACAGUGCAGCAUAGCAAGUCAUUCAUCCGGUUCAAAGGUCAUGAUAUUAUCAAUGAUGCAGAUCUCGGUGAAAUACUAGAGGAGGAGAAGUGGGAGGUGAAGACAGAGUUUGGUAAAUGUGGGGGAGGUGAGGGGGAGUUCAAGUUUGCAAGGGACGUUGCUUGUUUUAGCAAUGGUGACAUUGUCGUUACUGAUACAGCGAGGCGGCUAUUAUCCACAUUUACAUCAAAGGGUAGUUACAAAUCUGCAGGUGGUCAAAGUGGAACAGAGGACGGUAAACUAAUACAACCUUAUGGUGUUGCCGUGACCUCUGAUGACCUGCUUCUGGUUACUGACGGACAGGAUGUAAAGGUUUAUGAUAGAGAACUGAGAUACAUUCGUCAGUUCCGACCCUCACAGAAUCAAGUUGAGGGGCAGUCAAAGAGUCUACUUCGUGGUAUUUCUGUGGACAAUAAAGAUCGGAUUGCAGUGGCUGACUGUAAGAGAAAGGUCAUAUCUCUGCAUAAUAUGGAUGGAUCCAUCAUUUCCACAAUACAUCAUGAUGAUAUAAGUAGCGACUGCUAUCUAUCUAUAAGCAGCAAGGAGCGUCUGAUCUUCACAAACUACCAGAAGAUGAAACUAGUUUGUGUGGAUUUCAUGGGAAACGAGGUGUUCAAUAUCAGCACCUCCAUUGACGGUAAGCCUGCCUAUCCUAAUGGUGUGUGCUGCGACGAUGCUGGAGACAUCUAUGUGUCUGUUUGGUGUGAUGGCCUGGGAAUCAAUGAGAUACAUCAUUACGAUACAUCAGGUGAGCGCAUCGGCUGUGUAGCUCGUGGCAUGAACCAUCCUCUAGGCAUGACGUUUACUCCUACCGGUGACCUCAUCGUGGCUGAUGUACACUCGGUCAAGGUCUUGGGUCGUUUGUGAGUGUCGAUGACGUCAUGGUCGAAAACGAUGUAAUAUCGUGGAUGACAAUUGGAAAUUAACAACAUCCAAUAAUAAAUAAUGACUAACCAAAACCAAGGCAUUCUCAUCAAGACUAGAAUAAUCUGUCAUUCCAACAAAUCCACAGUCAACUAUUAUUGUAAACGACCAAUAACUUAAUAAAACAAUUGUUUGACUUUCGCUUUACAUUGAGUCACUUAUGAUUUAAAUUCCGCUGGGCUGGUUUACCAAACUAAAAGGUGGUAUGAUGUAAAAUCAUAACAAUAGACCGAUUGCACUACAGACGACACGGGUCAUUCCAUGUCAAAUCAACCAAAUUUUAGAAAAGGUCCUAACUGACCCUCUUAGAUUUUUUUUAAAACUUUGUCAAACUGUUCCACUAAAAUGAAUACACAACACAAAAUUUGUUUCAUACUCCAUAUCGGUUUCGAGAUAUUGCCUCACGAAUUUUGCCCCAACCUCCUGUUUUUAAAGCUCCGCCCAAGCUAGCGCCGCGUCGCGAAAACACGUCGUUGUGCUUUUUCAAACUUUAAGAGCCCAUAACUUCAAAACGGUAACAGCUAUACGGCUAUAAGUUGUUUAAAUUUGUGUACCAACUUACUUUUGGCCCUAGAUUCAUAAUCUGGCGUUAAAUAGUACAUAUCUCAUCUAAUGUUAAAGUUACACGUCGGAUAUAAUUUUUAUUACAACCACGCCAUGUUUUAAAAUAAAAGAACAAUUUUACUCGAUAAGUGAAUAUUUAACAACUGAUUUACCUGUUGAUAUCAUUUUUCGAAAUUUCGAUAUUUUGCAAAACGUGUAGUUUUACUUCAAUUCCGUCGGAUGCAGAGGCAAUGCUAGGGCGUCACCUACAGACAUGACAGUAAUUAAUGUUGAGUAUAAUAAUAUAAUGCUACCUAUCAUCAGCUAUUUGUAAUAAACAGAAAACUUGCUUACUAUUGUAAUAUCAAGAGCUUGUAAGUUGCUUUUUCUUUGCGCUUUUUUGUUUUGACUUACUAUUCAAUGUAAAUCACUCAAUCGGUGAUUAAUUUUAAGAGAAUUUCAUUAAAAAACUUGGUUUUGACUUUAAAGUUAUAAUACUGAAAUUAAUAGCUGUUUACUCUGUGUUUGGAAGUUGAUAGAGUAUGGUAUUUUCUCUUUUACUGUAAAGUCAAAUUAUUAAGCAUAAUGUAGUUAUUUGUAAAUUGGAAACAUUUGUAAGAAUCAACGGCAACUGUUUAAUUCCCUAAAGCUUUAUUCAAAUUUUUGGUUUUAGUUUUUAAGAAUAAACUAUCAAAAUAAGUCUUUUCGGGACAAGUUUAUUCUUCAAUUCUAAAAUCUUUCUCGUGGUUUCCAAAAAUAAUGAUCAACAUAUUUGUUUUCCAACACAUAGUGCGCUGAACCAUGUAUGAGUUCGUUGCAUAUAUCUUGACUAUUAGGACAAAAGUAAUAGAAUAAUGGACUUUACUAUAUUAUAAGUAAAAUACAAAGGUUCAAUUCAAUGAAGUAUCAACAAUAUUAAAACAAUUUCCUGGGGAAACCAAAAACACAAA